AUGACAAAAGAAAAUGAAAUUUUUCUAUAUGAAACUAUUCAACCAAUAUUUAUAUCUAUUUUACCUUUAUUAACUGAAUAUUAUUUAAAAAAUCAAAACAAUGAAUAUCAUGUAUUUAUCUGUUGUCUACUAGGUAGAAUGAGUUAUGUAUUAAUCAUUGGUUCACCCCGAGAUUCUCUAGAACUAAAACAUAUAAAUCAAUUACAAUUACCAAUUUUUGCUGGUGGAUAUAUAACUGAUAAAAAUAAUUAUUUAUUACAAUCUAAUCUAGCUAUUUAUAGUCAAUUUCAAUUACCAUAUAACACACAAGAUGAUAAAGAUUUCGAAGUAAUUUAA
Molecule: messenger RNA, 336 nt
Organism: Rotaria sp. Silwood2
Lineage: Eukaryota; Metazoa; Rotifera; Eurotatoria; Philodinida; Philodinidae
Source: the annotation of a GenBank genome assembly